AUUUGUAAUUAUUUUAGUUGUUCAGAUAAUUUUAAAAUGACAUUUGUGUGGCAACUUCGAAAAGUGCUGCAUACUUCUCACCUAAAGAUUUUGACUAUCAGGAGCUCAAGUUCUCCACAAACUCAUUUAUCCUGUCAUCAACAUUUGAGUGAUACUUCGUUUCCUUCGAGUCAUCUAUCAUUGCAACAGAACCGCUUUUGCAGUUCUUCAACAUCAAACCAGCAAAAAAAUAAAAAAUCUUUAUGGGAUGAUUCUGACUGGAUGAAUCAUAAUGAUUCUAAUGCAGAAGCAUAUUCAGAACUUGACAUAACAAAACUCAAGCCAUUUCCAGAAUUCCGUAAUGUUGCAACAGGUGCUGUUUGGGGAUCCAAUGCCUAUGAGAAAGUGUGGGGUCCAUAUUAUAAAAAAAAGUCACCCGAUGCUAUGUUCAGAAAACAGAAUUCGUUGUGGAAAAAAUUUGUUAUAGAUAAUGGUUUUGAGCCGACUGAAUAUUUUUCAUCAUUGGAUUUUAAAGAUAAAUAUGGUGAUAGACUUGUAUGGGAAGAUUACAGAAGAAAUCACAAGGGAUCGAGACCAAUACAAACAACAAGGAAUUCUUGUAUAUAUAAUAAAAAGAUGCAAACUGGUAGUCCUUGCCCAAUAUGUCGAGAUGAGAAAUUGUUUGUUAGUUAUAAAAAUCUGAUAUUGCUUAAUCAUUUUAUUGAUCCCUAUAGUGGAAAUGUCCAUCACAACCUGAGGACUGGUGUUUGUAGAAGGAAACAAAAAUUGCUAGAAGCUUCUGUAGCACUCGCCAGAGAACUUGGUCUUCUAGCGAAACCCAUGCCCUCGUCAUUCAAACAAAGACUUGAUUCAUAUAGGGUUGAUCACCCUGCUGUUUGGCCCUUAGCCGAUACAACCGAUGUUUCAGCCGAUACAACUGAUGUUCCAGCCAAUACAACCGAUGUUUCAGUCGAUACAACUGAUGUUUCUGACUAAAUUGAAAAUUUCUAUCAAUUUUAUACUGUGAUCCCUAUUUACAGAUGUCAGUUCAACGUUAACUUGCUUGAAUGCUGGUGAGCUAAAUCUGGGAAAAGCUCUACCCAACAUAUUAGGCGUGUAUGAACAAAUAUUCUUCAUCAUAUUUGAAUUCGCAACAAAGGUGAAUGUGACAGUUUUCAGUCUGACUCUGUUUCAUGUAUUAUAGUUCUUUGCAGUGUUCACUAUGAGAGCACUUUUUCCUAGAGACUGAAAUUGACAUUUCUUCAUUUUUGAAGAGAAAAAAUUUAAAAUUGACAAAUAAGUUGCAUGCUGGUAAUUUUGUAAUGCAAUUUUCUCCUUUCCUGUACAGCUCACAGUGGGUCGAUUCGCUAGGCACUGAAAAUGUUCAUACUGUGUUUGCCCAAAAAUAAGACAGGGUUUUAUUUCAAUUUUCUUUCGAAAAAUAACACUAGGGCUUAUUUUUUUGGGGUUGUAUUUUAUUUUCAUUUUUCCAAUAUCCAAAUUAUGAAAACCGAUACCCAUUUACUUAUAAUUCACAUGUUUUUAUUUGAAUAAAAAUGCUAAACAUAGAUUAUUGAUAAAUGACCAUAUCAUCGUCUUCUGGAAAACGUGUAGGAGAGAUUACAUGCUAUUUACUAGGUCAAAAAAAAAUUUGCCUCAAUGACUAGGUCUUAUUUUAAGGGGAGGACUUAUACUAUAAUCAUUUUUAAAACUCAGGCUAGAUCUUAUUUCGGGAAAAAACUGUAAUAGAAAUAGUAUUAAGUGUUGGCCUUUUUUAUGUUCAGUGCUGUUACUCUCCGUUUUUCUUUGUAUUCUUCUACUCA
Styela clava is the source of this 1802-nucleotide messenger RNA. RefSeq lists its product as uncharacterized. The record is from RefSeq and is a predicted model, not a curated record. Gene Ontology annotation, molecular function: structural constituent of ribosome. Lineage: Eukaryota; Metazoa; Chordata; Ascidiacea; Stolidobranchia; Styelidae. Gene Ontology annotation, biological process: mitochondrial translation. Gene Ontology annotation, cellular component: mitochondrion; ribosome.